Prunus avium (sweet cherry) is the source of this 1594-nucleotide messenger RNA. Its product is annotated as serine/arginine-rich splicing factor. Gene Ontology annotation, biological process: alternative mRNA splicing, via spliceosome. Gene Ontology annotation, cellular component: cytoplasm; nucleus. NCBI's taxonomy places the organism in Eukaryota, Viridiplantae, Streptophyta, Magnoliopsida, Rosales, Rosaceae. The record is from RefSeq and is a predicted model, not a curated record.
CCGAUUCAUUGCAACACAGCGAAAGAACCAGGUCCCGAUCCGGCGCGCAAAAGAACCAGGGCCCCAAAGCCGUCACUUCAAACCAGCAACCGUUGCUGACCGUCGAGCUCGAAAAUGGAGGAGGCAAAAGCCGCGGCGUACUACGAGGAGUUGACUCGGCGCGGCGAAGGAGCUGCCAGAUUCAAGCAAGGCCUGGGCUUCUCUUCUGCAAGCACAGAUUCCGAAAACCCCCCUGCGCGCGGUUCAGCGCUGCCUUAUUCGUCGUCUUCCUUCCUCAACAAGUUCGUCAAGGCCUCUAGCCCCAAAAAGGAGUCGGAGCUCCAAAAGCAAGCCCAAAUCGAGUACAUACAGAACAAGCUCAAGAGGAAGAAGCCCGACCUGGCCGAAGAAGAAGAGAAACAACCACCUAGGGUUUCGCAUAGAGAAAGUAAGCAUUCGAGGAAGCGAAGCAGGAGCAGGAUUAGGAGCAGAGAAAGGCAUUCGAGGCGGCGAAGUAGGAGCAGAGAGAGACAUAGAGAUAGAGAUAGGGAUAGGGAUAGGGAUAGAGAUAGAGAGAGAAGGAGGAGGAGAAGUAGGUCUGGGAGCGAUUUGGAUGGAGGUAGAAGACGAAGAGGGAGGAGCCGGAGUCGAAGUCGGUCACCUCGGGAUCGGAGAAAGGAGCGAAGGAGUCGGAGCUCGUCGCCGAGAGAGAGGGGUUUGGAGAAGAGCAAGGGUAAAAUGGGGAAGGAGAGAAAUGGUGCUGCUGAUUAUUCGAAGUUGAUUCAAGGCUAUGAUAAAAUGUCAGCAGCCGAGAGAGUCAAAGCGAAGAUGAAAUUUCAACUUGCUGAAACUGCUGAGAAGGAUACGACGAAGGGCAUGGGCUCUGGUUGGGAAAGAUUUGAAUUCAACAAAGAUGCACCACUUGAUGAUGAGGAAGUUGAAGUUGCUGAAGAUGAUGCAGCAUUAGUUAAGCACAUUGGGAGAAGCUUUCGGUUUUCUGCGAUUGAGAACAAAAGGGAGGAGAAGAUCAAAACUGCUCAUGAUGAGGCUAUGUUUGGUUCAUCAGAUAAUCCACCAUCCAUUAUGAUAGAUAGUGAGGUUGAGGCAGAGAACGAUAUAAAGGACAGCAAAGAAAGUGAACCUACAAGCUUAUUGAGUGAUAAGGUACUUGCGAAAAAACAAGGCUCAUGGCGUGACCGUAUACGUGACAAAAGGAAUUGACAUGGAUGGCUUCGGCUAGGUCUUUUCUUUUCCAGUGCAUAUUUUGGAUGUAGAUAUCACCAUGACCUGAUUUUAGUCAUAAGCAAGUUGAUGGUUGGGGUCAGAUACGCUGAUCAAAUGGAUGGACAUGGAUUCAUUUAACAUUCUGAUACUAUGAUUUCGGUUUUCAUGCGAACUUACGCGGGGGAGGAAGUGAUAAUGGAGGAGAUGCAUUGAAAUUAGCAUGAAGAAGCUUCCACUCCGAUGAAACUGCGCAUGCCCAAGAAUAGCCAAUGCCCUAUCAAUUAUGCUUCUUGUGCUCAAAACUCAAAAGCGGCACAGAGAUUCCAAAAGUUCAUGCUCCUUGGCAGAAAGUUGUGUUUCUCAUUAAUAUCAUUUGAAUUUUCUGGUCUUA